Molecule: messenger RNA, 1200 nt
Organism: Drosophila miranda
Lineage: Eukaryota; Metazoa; Arthropoda; Insecta; Diptera; Drosophilidae
Exons: 1
Coding region: 334-681 (115 amino acids)
Source: RefSeq, a predicted model, not a curated record
GCCGCCUUAGCGGUAAAGUGGCGAGUUGCGAUGAACAGUUGGUGUACAAGAUGACGAACAUAGAGUGCAUCGGAAACCCGGAGCGUGUGAAAAAUAUCGCCUGCAAUUUAAAAGCGGUCAACUCCUAGGGCUAGGGCAACUAGGGCCAUCGCUAACAUGGAUUGUUACCUCCCCGUCCCACUGUGUAACCCUGUGGUAAGCUGGAAGAAGACUAGCUAAGAGCCAAAAGUGAUCGCCCAUCUCUGAUAGAUUCGGUUGCAGCUCUUCAAGAGGGACUAUAGCAACCAGUGGAAGCCUUUCCUGGUGGAUGUGUCUGUUACCGUAGGCGACGUGAUGUCUAGGAGGAGCUUCCUGCCAUACGGUGUCAUCAUGUGGAAGAUGUUGCAGCGUUUCACUAACGUCAACCACUCUUUCCCGAUUUCGGUAUGGGUUGUGUUUCUUGCGUUCCCUUGUGAGAUAUCACUGACAUCCGCUACGUUUACUCAGGGUCAUCUAUUUGCUCGGAAUGGUUAUCUGGACCCAUCAUUGGUACCACCCUUUCCUCUUGGGCUCUACCAGGUCAGUGCUGUGGAUAGGAAUUCCAGCAUUAGCGAGUACGUGGGCACCGCCAAGUUCUAUAUGCAGUCCAUGUUGCCGGUGAAGAGCAAGAAAAGGCCUAGACCUAAGGCCCAGGAGCCCUAAGACAUCUCAGGAUGUAUUCGGAAUAGAACUGAUAAUUGGAACUUUUUUCAUUAUUUUCUUUCUAUAUAUUUUCAUUUCUCAGCGCGUUUACAUGUUCUCGUUCGGUUUCAGUGUCUGUUUGAGUCCACUUGUAUAUACUAUGCCGUGUGUGUUCUGUUUGUGUGUAUAUAUAGUUCAUAUAAUAUAUAUAUAUAUAUAUAUAUAUAUAUAUUUUGUUUUGAUUAAAUUAGAUACAUUUGAAUCAACAGCAGUUGAGGUCUGGCUCUGGGAUCUGCAUCUGCAUCUGCAACUGCAUAUGCCCGUACGGAUACGAAUGUAAACUCAACUGUUGCUUGGCCAUAACCGAAAAUAAACCCGUACGUACGUACGUACGUGUGGUAUAUAUGUACGUAGUACGUCUGCUAAUGAUAAUGGAUUCAUAAUUGAGUUCCCUCUGCAAUUCAUUAAAGCGGUUUGUAAUAUUAACGUUAUGUUUAUGAUAUAUCGAAUACAUGUCUAUAUAUAUCUCGCACUGGAUAA